GUCAAAACAACUUUUUUGCAAUCAUAUGGAAGAAAAAAAUUUAACGUAGUUUACUAUUUUAAACCUUUUGCGAUAACUAUACUAUUAAAAAAACGUUAAGAAUUUAAAUUACGUUGCUAAAAGCGAAUAGUUUCACGGUAAGAGACGUGGCAUUAAUUCAAAAAUGUAAAUAAAAAGCUUUUGCGUUGGCGUAUUUGUAAGUGAAUAAUUUUAUUGGUGUUGUUGAUAACAAAUUGUUAAGAGAUAAAAAUUUGAGAUGUUCGAUUGAAAAGGAAAGAUGGUUUACUUAGAAAAUUUACAAUCGGUUUUGUCUGUAACCGUAUCUGUUUCUACAAUUUUACAAUUUUUAUCUGGAGUGUUGGUGUGUAAGAAAAUCGUCGAACGUAAAAGCAGUGGAGAUAUAUCUCCUGUUUCAUUCAUUUGUGGUCACCUUUCAACAUCUUUAUGGUUAAGAUAUGGAUUCUUAAUUGACAAUUUUUCUGUUAUUUUUGUUAACAGUAUUGGGUGUUUAUUAUUUCUUUCAUACACAAUCAUUUAUGGGUAUUAUACUAUUAAAAAGGUUAUUUUAUGGAGGCAAUUUUACAUAUCAUGUACAGUAUUAUUAUUAAUUUUGGCUUAUUCUACUUACUACAGACAUGACAGUGAUUUACAGCAAAAUAUGGGUAUUAUUUGCUGUGUAGUUACAGUAAUAUUUUUCGCAUCACCCCUUUCUUCUGCCAUGUAUGUCAUUAAAAUGAAAAAUACAAGUAGUUUACCAUUUCCAUUGAUUGUUGCAAAUUUUAUUGUGGCUACUCAGUGGUAUGUUUAUGGGGUUUUAUUGGAAGAUCAAUUUAUACAGAUUCCCAAUUUAUUAGGAAGUUUGUUAUCCCUUUUCCAACUACUUUUAUUCUGCAUUUUUCCAAGUAAAAAGUAUCAAUCUUUAGAAGAUGACAUUUAAAAUUAAAUAAUUAUAUCUGUAAAUGAGAAAAUGUUCAUAAAAGUAUAUAUUUAAACAUAAUAAGAUGGAGCACUACUUAAGAAUUUGUAAAUCAGCUUAUUGUUCCAUUAUAUUUUCAUGUAAUGUUAAAGAUAAAAGUUGGUGUUUUAGAAUUACUGACAAAACUGUGUUCUCUCUGUGGAUUAAAUAAACAAUGUGAUGUCAUAUUAAAUAAAUAUAUUGUUCCUCUUCA
Messenger RNA from Onthophagus taurus, 1169 nucleotides. It is a transcript of the gene slv, whose product is annotated as sugar transporter SWEET1. Gene Ontology annotation, biological process: carbohydrate transport. The record is from RefSeq and is a predicted model, not a curated record. Gene Ontology annotation, cellular component: membrane. Lineage: Eukaryota; Metazoa; Arthropoda; Insecta; Coleoptera; Scarabaeidae. Gene Ontology annotation, molecular function: sugar transmembrane transporter activity.